This is a messenger RNA of Impatiens glandulifera, 1364 nucleotides long. RefSeq names its product protein JINGUBANG. The transcript has a single exon. The coding region runs from base 36 to 1328 and encodes 430 amino acids. Gene Ontology annotation, molecular function: protein binding. Lineage: Eukaryota; Viridiplantae; Streptophyta; Magnoliopsida; Ericales; Balsaminaceae. The record is from RefSeq and is a predicted model, not a curated record.
CCACCAUCAUCUCCUCCAUAGAGAAUAAGAACAAUAUGGGUUUCCUGCCUUCUCCGUUUCCAUCCCAGAAGUUAUCACACGAAGAUGAUUCUGAAUAUGGAUUCCAAUCUAAUCAUUCUAAUCCCAAACACUCAGAUUCAUCAUCAUCAUCCACAUCUUCAACUUAUAAUUCCUCUCUGCACUCUCAACCGAGCCUUCCUUCGGUUCCAUCCCUUUCCCAACCUAAUCCUCCAUCCGCCGCUGCCCACCACAGCUGCAUCGCCACCCUCAAAGGUCAUACCUCUUACAUCUUUUCUCUAACUAUAGCCGACGACAAACAUCUCUAUAGUGGCUCAUCCGAAGGAGAAAUCCGUUUAUGGUCCCGUCACAAUACCAAUGGAAUCCACGACCCGAUUCAAAACAUCGAAUCCCCCAGAAAUGGCUCCGUGAAAUCGCUGGCGGUCUCCGGAGGCAAGGUCUUCAGCGCCCACCAUGACAGCAAGAUCCGGGUUUGGAAAAUGAAAAACGAAACAGGGGUUAAUCGAAAUUUCGAAUGCGUUGCUACAUUGCCGACUUUGAGCGACCGAUUCUGCAGAAUAUUCUCAUCAAAGAAUUACGUGCAAGUCCGGCGACACCGAAAGUCGACAUGGGUCCACCACGUGGACGCCGUCUCCGCCCUUACAAUCUCACAUGAUGGCUCUCUACUUUACUCUGCCUCGUGGGACCGGACAUUCAAAGUAUGGCAGACCUCUGAUUUCAGGUGUUUGGAUUCGGUGUUGAACGCUCACGAUGAUGCAAUAAAUGCAAUUGUAGUAUCAGUUGAUGGGUUCGUAUACACUGGAUCAGCCGACAAGAAAAUCAAAGCGUGGAGAUUUAAGAAAGAACAAAGUCAGCACGAGCUCGUAGCCACACUAGAGAAACACAAAUCCGCAAUCAACGCUCUUGCUUUAAGUACGGAUGGGUCAAUCCUAUACUCCGGUGCCUGCGACCGUUCUAUCAUCGUAUGGGAAAAAGACAUGAACAAAACCGCUGAUAACCACAUGGUCGUAGCCGGGGCUUUGAGGGGACACACAAGGGCCAUACUCUGUCUGUCUACGGUGGGAUCCACCGAUUUAGUAUUUAGUGGGUCGGCUGAUAAGACUAUACGGAUAUGGAGGCGGGGUCUUUGGAGGGAUUAUUCUUGUGUGGCGGUUAUGGCCGGUCAUGGUGGUCCGGUUAAGUGUUUGGCGGCGUGCAAAGACAGCCUCCGGAGUAAUAGUACUAUUAGUGGUGGUGAUAAUUAUGUGGUGUAUAGUGGCAGCUUGGAUUGUGAUAUUCGAGAGUGGAAAAUUUGGCUACCCGUUAUUUAAUAAUAAUUAAUUGUAAUUGAUUAUUUAUCUUUUAAU